GCAGUAGCAGUGGGAGAGCAGAGCAGGGAGCCCUCCAGCUCACCUAGUUCAGCCAUCCUCCUGCUCUGUUCAGCCAGUAUGGACAAGGUGAAGAGCCAUGGCAGCAAGCAGAGGCGGUCAGGAAGAGGAAGGAUCAGCAGGAUGUUGAGGCAACAAAAGGCCAGGCUCUACAUCAUCCAGCGAUGCGUAGUCAUGCUCCUCUGCUACCAUGACUGACCAUAGUCCAUAGGCGUUCGGUUCUCGUUUGUAGCUAGGCUAGGCUUGACAGAUUCUUUGGUGUGUGUGUGUGUGUGUUCAUAGGGUGUAAGUUGUUCAGAAGUUUCAGGUUGAUUUUGCUGACGGUUAGUUUGGAUGUUGAAGUUUUGUGUGGUGUUAUGUGGUGCUCCUAAGUCCUGCAACGGCAAGGAUGUGCG
This is a messenger RNA of Triticum dicoccoides, 413 nucleotides long. RefSeq lists its product as uncharacterized. The transcript has a single exon. The record is from RefSeq and is a predicted model, not a curated record. The coding region runs from base 79 to 216 and encodes 45 amino acids. Lineage: Eukaryota; Viridiplantae; Streptophyta; Magnoliopsida; Poales; Poaceae. Gene Ontology annotation, biological process: negative regulation of cell population proliferation.